AUGGAGAGGCGCCAGGGUUUUGGGGGCUCCUUUUUGGUCAAAGAAGAAGGCACCGACUCUUCGGUUUGUACUGAUCAGCUAGAUUGCUCCCCCUUUGCUUCUCUUGUUUCUGGCCUCACAGAUUUUGGAAGAGAAAAUCUUCUAAGCAAGAAACCAAAUCUUCUUACCAGUGGGUAUUUCGAUGAAGAAGAGCAAGAAGGAGAGGAACAAGAAGAAGAGGGAGCGAGGUCAAGUAAGCUUAUUCCCUUUGCUUCUCCUAGAACACCAUCUUCUUCUAGCAAAAAAUUUCUUCCUCAGCACCACAACCUGUGGCCUUGUUCCUUUGAUCAGUCACAACAAGAUAGCAAAACCCAAGAACCAUCUCUCAACUUUGAUAAGAAGCUAGAGCUCAUGGAAUUGUCACUGGGAAAUAACAACGAAAGUGAGAGCACUAGCACUGGCGCUGGUGGUGGUGCUUGUGAGUCUAUAGAGAGAGAGCACAUGUUUGACAAAGUAGUGACCCCAAGUGAUGUAGGCAAACUAAACCGUCUUGUUAUACCAAAGCAACACGCAGAGAGGUACUUCCCUCUUGAUUCUUCAUCGAAUGAAAAAGGCCUCCUCUUGAACUUUGAGGACCGGAACGGCAAGCCCUGGCGGUUCCGGUACUCUUAUUGGAAUAGUAGUCAAAGCUAUGUAAUGACCAAAGGCUGGAGCAGGUUUGUCAAAGAGAAAAGGCUUGAUGCAGGCGAUAUUGUGUCGUUCCAACGCGGUGUUGGUGAGUCGGGCAAGCACCGUCUGUUCAUAGACUGGCGAUGCAGGCCUAAUGCACCAGAUCCAACACCAUUCUCACAUUUAGAGCUCCAAAAUCAACUACACUAUCCAGAGUCUGUGCGGUGGGGCCGGUUGUACUCCAUGCCUCAUUCUAAUUUAUCCAUGCAGCAACCUCAAUUGCAAAAUUUGAAUUACAGCAUUCAUCCUUAUCAACAACAUCAGCACCAUAAUAAUCAGUAUCAUUAUCAUCAACCGGCCACGAUUAGUUAUGUCAAUGCAGCGCAGUAUUACUUAAGGCCACCAGGGACACUUCAAAUUGGGGCCAUGCAUCAACAAGGAGGAAGUCAUGUGCCAGUGGUGAUAGAUUCUGUGCCAGUUGCUCAUGGUAAAACUGUGGGGAAGCGACUCAGGCUGUUUGGUGUAAACAUGGAGUGUCCUACACAAGAUGAUCAGUCAUCUUCGGCUACAAUGACACAUGGCACAAUGGGUUCAUUCUCUCCUCAAUUGGGUUCCUCUUCUCUUCCUUCUCCUCUCCAAUUAAGGGCACCCACUAGUGCUCCAAUGCAAGCUGAGUUUUCAAAGAAAGGAAAGACUUCCUUAUCUCUUGAUUUGGAUCUUUGA
Dovyalis caffra is the source of this 1371-nucleotide messenger RNA. NCBI's taxonomy places the organism in Eukaryota, Viridiplantae, Streptophyta, Magnoliopsida, Malpighiales, Salicaceae. The record is from the annotation of a GenBank genome assembly.